Messenger RNA from Aspergillus ibericus CBS 121593, 2040 nucleotides. Its product is annotated as AAA family ATPase VPS4. The transcript is spliced from 4 exons. Lineage: Eukaryota; Fungi; Ascomycota; Eurotiomycetes; Eurotiales; Aspergillaceae. The coding region runs from base 278 to 1582 and encodes 434 amino acids. Gene Ontology annotation, biological process: vacuole organization; endosomal transport. Gene Ontology annotation, molecular function: ATP hydrolysis activity; ATP binding. The record is from RefSeq and is a predicted model, not a curated record.
CCCAUUCCCAUUCCUCCCCAUUCAAGUCUCGCGCCAGUCUAGAAAGCCGAAUUUCCCUUCGAAAGAGCCUCGCUUCGCUGAAUUGUCUUGCUGCAUUGUGUUGCGACCGCCGAGUCUUACCCUCCGCACCCGAGCCUACUCCCCACGCCCCAGACGACCCUGGCAUAUCCGUCCGUCGUCAUUCGCUCCCCGCCUUGAUCCUCAUUCUUGCCUUCGUACCCUGCAUCCGUGCGUCCUGUCCUGGCGAUCGGUCCGUGACGAGUCAAACCCUGCCAUCAUGAGCAAUACCGACUUCCUGGGGAGGGCGAUUGACACGGUCAAGAAGGCCAUCGAGCAUGACAAUGAGGGCGAGUACGAGAAGGCUUAUCAGCUGUACUACUCCUCACUGGAGUUGUUCAUGCUUGCCCUCAAAUGGGAGAAGAAUCCCAAGUCCAAGGAGAUGAUCCGCGCAAAGGCGGGCGAGUAUAUGGAUCGCGCGGAGAAACUCAAGAAUCAUUUAGCCUCUCUCGAUAAUCGAAAAAAGCCCAGUGCGGUUGGCGCUAAUGGCAAGGUGGCGCAGGGAAGUGGAAAGGGAGGGAAUCAGGAAGAUGAUGGUGAGGAUGCCGAAUCCAAGAAGCUACGAUCCGCCCUUGCUGGGGCUAUCUUGUCGGACAAACCCAACGUGCAGUGGGAGGAUGUCGCCGGUCUGGAGAGCGCAAAGGAGGCAUUGAAAGAAGCGGUCAUUCUACCCAUCAAGUUCCCACACCUUUUUACGGGGAAACGUCAACCGUGGAAGGGUAUCUUGCUGUAUGGACCUCCGGGUACCGGAAAGUCAUAUCUCGCCAAGGCCGUUGCGACGGAAGCAAACAGCACAUUCUUCAGUGUUAGCAGUAGUGACUUGGUGUCGAAGUGGAUGGGUGAGAGUGAAAGGCUCGUGAAACAGCUCUUCAACAUGGCUCGAGAAAACAAGCCGGCAAUUAUCUUCAUUGAUGAAGUCGAUGCCCUCUGCGGCCCUCGUGGAGAGGGUGAAUCGGAGGCAUCUCGUCGUAUCAAGACGGAGCUUCUCGUGCAGAUGGACGGUGUUGGCAAAGACUCAAAGGGCGUUCUCAUCCUCGGCGCAACAAACAUUCCUUGGCAGCUGGAUGCCGCCAUUCGUCGCCGAUUCCAACGGAGAGUCCACAUCAGUCUCCCCGAUAUCAACGCACGAAUGAAGAUGUUCAUGUUGGCAGUCGGCUCGACACCGUGCGAAUUGACACAAGCCGACUACCGAACCCUGGCAGAGAUGAGCGAAGGCUACUCCGGCAGCGAUAUCAGCAUUGCUGUCCAGGACGCACUAAUGCAACCAAUUCGCAAGAUCCAAACAGCAACACACUACAAGAAGGUCAUCUUGGAGGGUGUCGAAAAAUUGACCCCCUGCUCGCCGGGUGACGAGGGCGCCAUGGAAAUGACAUGGACGGCUGUUGAAGCCGAACAACUCCUGGAGCCCCCACUCAUUCUGAAGGACUUCAUCAAGGCUGUCCGCAACUCCCGCCCAACCGUCAGCCAAGAAGAUCUGCAACGGAACUCGGAAUGGACCAAGGAAUUCGGCAGCGAGGGUGCCUAAACAGCCCUACUAGAAAGAGACCCCUACACCUCGCCACGAAUCAGAACACCAACCCGAACCCACAACCCAAUAGAGUCAAGCUACAGCUAAACCUGAACCUCAUGAUCUCAUCUUGGUUGGUCUCAGCCUAUGACCGGCUGUCGAAUUGGACGAACGAAAGGAACGACCCCGCGCUGCUUCUACUUCUACUUCUUCUUCUUCUUGCAAUCUAUACAUACAUACACCCCCUACUCCCUCCCACUCAUCUACACUUUCCUCCUCUUCCCUUCUUUCUCUCUCUCCCUCCCCCUUUCACCCUCACCCCGGUGUCAGGAACGUUAUCAUUAUGCGGCAAGGCGAGGCGUUACAAGUUUCUGUUUACUACAUGACCUGGUGUGAAUGUCAGUUGAAUUUAAUUUACUACCUCUAGAGUUUUGUAUGUAUGACGGAUGCGUAUCUAUAGCAUUGGAUCUUUACUG